CUCGCUGGCUCCGCUCUUGCAGCAGACCACAAGGUCGUUGUUGGAACAAAGACUGGCGACCUGGUCUUCAAGCCAGACAACAUCACCGCCGCCGAGGGAGAUACCGUCACUUUCAGUUUCUGGCCUAAGAACCAUUCCAUCGCUCAGGCCGCCUUCAACUCGCCUUGCCAGCCUAUGAACAAGGGAUUCUGGUCCGGCUUUGUCCCUACCUCAGACACAAGCAAAGUUGCCAACUGGACAUUUACAUAUGAGGUCACUAAUGCCUCUACUCCCAUCUGGUUUUACUGCACACAAGGCAAGCACUGCCAGAGUGGCAUGGUCGGUGUGAUCAACCCACCUGCUACUGGUGUGAAGACUCUGGCUGCCUUCAAGAAUGCCUCUGCGGAGGUCGACAACAAUGUAUCGCCCACCGUCAAGGCCGGCACUGGUGGCAACCUCACUGAGAGCUCUGCAUCUUCGACAUCAUCUUCCAGCACACCUACAUCCUCCUCUGGCGCCGCUUCGCACAUGUCCGGCUCCGUCGCUUUUGCUGGACUUGCU
Didymella exigua CBS 183.55 is the source of this 540-nucleotide messenger RNA. Its product is annotated as Cupredoxin. The annotation marks the transcript as partial. NCBI's taxonomy places the organism in Eukaryota, Fungi, Ascomycota, Dothideomycetes, Pleosporales, Didymellaceae. The record is from RefSeq and is a predicted model, not a curated record. Gene Ontology annotation, molecular function: electron transfer activity; copper ion binding. The transcript is spliced from 2 exons.